CUCUUGUCCUUCAAGGAGGACAUACGAAGAAGAGGGCUUAUCCUCCAGUAUAUAAUCCUGCACAGCGGGACAGCCUUUCAAAGAAAUACCAAAGCGGAACCAUGAAUCGCAAGCUGCUGGUUCUUGCUCUCUUCGCUGUGUACUUAGCAUCAUCCAGCUUAUCAGCUGUCAUAAAAGGAAAAGCUGAUGCUAGAGAGAAGAGAGCGAUUCCCAACUGGAGCAUGUCUGCCUCUGAUUUCUACGGCUGGGUGGAAGAACUUCGCAGAUUGGGUGCUUAUGAUAAAACUGAUGAAAUGGCCAGAAUUUACUGGGCUCACUUCCCAAUUGCUUCCCAGCUGGGUUAUGAUGUACCUGAUGCUGAAGAAGAAUCUUAGAGACGUUAACUCCUUAACUUUAAUUACCUCAACCUAAUGAGGUAAUCUGGCAUAUUAUUUCCUAACAUUCUUUUUUUUUAAUAAACACUACCGUGUAAGCGGAACUUAUUACACAUUCAAAA
This is a messenger RNA of Spea bombifrons (plains spadefoot toad), 496 nucleotides long. Its product is annotated as otospiralin-like. The transcript is spliced from 3 exons. The record is from RefSeq and is a predicted model, not a curated record. Gene Ontology annotation, biological process: sensory perception of sound. Lineage: Eukaryota; Metazoa; Chordata; Amphibia; Anura; Pelobatidae. Bases 102 to 374 code for a protein of 90 amino acids.